Molecule: messenger RNA, 770 nt
Organism: Zea mays
Lineage: Eukaryota; Viridiplantae; Streptophyta; Magnoliopsida; Poales; Poaceae
Product: cyclin-dependent kinase C-2-like
Exons: 3
Coding region: 69-317 (82 amino acids)
Source: RefSeq, a predicted model, not a curated record
AGUAGCUGACUAAGAUCUUCGAGCUUUGUGGUACCCCUGACGACACAAUCUGGCCUGGUGUCACAAAAAUGCCAUGGUACAACAACUUCAAGCCUCACCGGCCAUUAAAGAGACGAGUUAAAGACUUCUUUAAACAUUUUGAUCGGCAUGCACUGGAUCUGUUAGAGAAGAUGUUGACUUUAGAUCCAUCACAGAGGAUAUCAGCAAAAGAUGCACUUGAUGAGGAAUAUUUCUGGACUUCACGAGCGAUGAGCGCGACCGUGAACACCAUGAGGAUACGGGCCCCCAGAUGGCGUCGGCUGUGCAGGCGGCCAUGAUCGACGAAGCCUCCUCAGAUCCGUGCUCAUCGCCACCAGGGUGAUAGCCUUUGUAUCUCGAUCCUGCUCAGCAUCUCGGUGGCCGUGCGGUGCCAGUUGGUCCGGUCGGGGCAGCAGGCGCUCCUGCCACCCGCCUAUCCCUGAGGGCGCGACCAAAGGGAGUCCACGAUGAGGAAGCGACAGGGCCGAAAUCAGACAUGAAUGCCAUUGAAGGGUUAGUACUAAAUUCUUGUCCAAUUAAUCAGUUACUCUCUCCGGAGUAAUAAUUUUUAAGCAUGGAAAAUAUUCAGCUACUAUCCAAAUGUAGAGACAAACAAAACAUCUGAAUCUUACGCGUACCAGAGAGGGUAGAAGAAUAACCGUCAGGAAAAUCAUCUUAUAUCUAUGUUUUAUUAUUAUGUCAUUGAACAAGUGUGUAUUGGGUUAAAUUUAGAAAAAGAAGUUUUUUCUUCA